CAAGACUUCCCGCAACCUCUUCUCCUUCCUCUGUCUCAACCUCUCCUUCGCCUUCGUGGAGCUGCUCUACGGCAUCUGGAGUAACAGGUCUUGUUACUUUACAGGUCACUUUAACAAGCCUCAGAUGAAAUGAGAUUGGUCUCUUACCAGGCUUCCUGCCAUUAGUGCAGCUCAAUGACUUGUAGCUGUACCUAUGAUACGGAGCGUGGUUAUGCUACGAGGUGAAUUGCAUUGCAGAUGCAGUCUGCUGACCCCUGCUGAUAAAUCCACGUGCCUCUGGCCACCUGGAAUUGUUAGCUUAGGUCUUGAAAGCAGCACAGCUGUAUUGGUGUUGCACUUAAGGUAAGUCUUGCCUUAGUGAGAUUUGCAGGUGUGAGCACAGUGUCAUGGUAACUUCUUGCAUUAUUUCUGGUUCUAGAACUUGUAUGGGUUUUUAGUUAGAGCAGCAGUCCUUAUAAAAGUCUUUUUCCCAGAAGGUUCUAUUAAAAAAAAAAAAAAAAGAACAAAAAACCACCAAAACCGUAUCACCUCAGAAAGCAGUAGCUCUCUCUGCUUAGCAAUGCUUAUUCCUUCCAUUUCACAGUCAGUACAACUUAGGGUUACUGUCACUAAUUACCUUCUACCUGAAUAUUUGAUGUGCUUUGUGGUGGGUUUUUUACCUCACUGGAUCUUCCCAAGUGCUCAGAACCAAACCUAAAAUGAGCUGUUUCCCUAAAGAUGUCACCUGAUUUUGGGGAGGAGGAAGAUGUCACCAAAACCCUUCAAGAAUUCUACAGCCAAUUCUAUUUUGCUGCUUCAUAGGCAUCUAGCCUGUGGGUCUUGUUUUAAAGUUUGUUUAGAACAGCCUCAUCUCUCCUGCUUUGGUGGCUACAGCACUUUAGGACAAUAUACCAUGCUGUCAUCCCUCUGUCUUAAAUGUUAUAGUUGUGUGUAUAUAUAAAUAAAUAGAGCAAGACACUUGAUCUUGCCUCUCCUUCAAACCUACUUCUUCCUCUAUUGACUGUUUCACCUGAAACACUUGAGAUUAAUCUUGUAAUUGUUUUCUGUGAGGCUGAAAUGGUUUGGCUUUGUACUGUGAAGUGGUUGGAACUUUGGCUAAUGAAACUUUGUAUUUGACUUCAAUGUGAAUAUGUGUCUAUCCUCUAGAACUUGUUAACCCACUAAUUGCUUCUUGUGCUUCAGUUUCCAGAAAUUGAGUUGUACGUGUAAUUAUUCUUAGAUAACCAAAGGACUGAGAAAAUGGAACUUUUGGGACUAUUGAUUAACAAUUGCUCAACAGUACCUCUCUAUCAAAUGUCUUUUAAAAUAUGAAGCAUUGUUUUUUUGUUUCGAUGCAUGUACUUUGCUGCAGACUUACAGAACCUGUUCACGAGUAAUUUGGUAAACUUUGGCAGUGCUUGUGUGUGGUGUUAACCCCAGUUUACCUACAGCCUACAAACUGAUAUGAGUUAUACUGACUGGCUAGCUCAUGAUGCUUUGAACCUCUUAGCAUGCUGGUUCACUUUAACUGUGUUUCUCAAUCAAGACUGACAAACAGUUGUGUAUUGGUCUUUGAAAUAAGCCAUGUAAGAUGUGGUCUCUCAGUCUGAUUCUUCAGCCUCUAGAUCUCAGAGGUGUGUAUCUCCUAGUUAGUGCCUUGCCACUGCUAAGGCAAAGAUUUAAAGUUGAAUUAUGUUGAUGAGAGAUGUGGCUGUGGGUACAUCUAGUCCAGGGAUUUUGGUUUCUCCUUUCACUAUCACCAAAAUCAUAUGCUAGGAGGAUUUUUUUUGCUAAGCACUUUUCCAAAGUGCCUUCUCUAAAGCUGACAAAAGCAGUUUUGGCAUCAUACUUGUGUUGGUGAUGAAGUGUGGAUUGCUCCUCUGUGCUAGCAAAAAAAUGCCUGAAGCUUAGAAACAGUGUAUUCUGCUAGUGUGUAAAAGAUUAAUGUCUGUGGGGCUUUUUUUUCAUACUCAACAUGUAGCAUAUGGAAUAUAACAGUUUUUUCCUGUUCUCUUUCAGUUUAGGUCUGAUAUCAGAUUCUUUUCAUAUGUUUUUUGACUGUACUGCUCUCUUGGCUGGAUUAGCAGCUUCAGUUAUUUCAAAAUGGAGGUCAAACGAUGCUUUCUCAUAUGGUUAUGUUCGAGCAGAAGUACUUGCUGGUUUUGUAAAUGGCUUAUUCCUCAUCUUUACAGCGUUCUUCAUUUUUUCUGAAGGUGUGGAGAGAGCCCUUGAGCCUCCAGAUGUGCAUCAUGAGAGACUUCUUCCUGUUUCUAUACUGGGAUUCAUUGUAAAUCUGAUAGGAAUAUUUGUUUUUCAGCAUGGAGGUCAUGGGCAUUCACACGGCUCUGGGCAUGAACACAGCCAUUCUCUGUUUAACGGUGGUCUCAGCCAUGGGCACAGUCACAGAGAUCAUGGACACAGCCAUGAACAUAAGGAUUCCCAUGGACACACUCAUGGUCAUGGCCAUGGACACUCUCAUGGUCAGGAUUAUUGUCAUGAUGACCAUUCCCUUGAAGUAAUGGGUGGAUCCAGCAAGCAGAUUUUACAAGGUGUAUUCCUGCACAUUGUGGCAGACACACUGGGAAGUAUUGGUGUAAUCAUAUCUGCUAUACUGAUGCAGAACUAUGGUCUAAUGAUAGCAGAUCCUAUUUGUUCAAUGCUGAUAGCACUACUUAUAGGUGUAAGUAUUGUUCCACUUUUAAAAGAGUCCAUUGGGAUUUUGAUGCAGCGAACUCCUCCUUCCCUGGAAAAUGCCCUGCCUCAGUGCUACCAGAGGGUGCAGCAGUUGCAAGGUGUCUACAGUUUACAUGAUCCACAUUUCUGGACCCUCUGUACUGAUGUUUACAUAGGGACUUUGAAGUUACUAGUAGCUCCUGAUGCUGAUGGAAGGUGGAUUCUAAGCCAGACUCACAAUAUUUUUACUCAGGUAUGUCUUAUCAGUGGACGUCACAUCUCAAAGUGUAAAUUGCUUGAUGUGACAUUGUAAUUUUUACCAAGAAAGGUUAAAUAUUUCUGAGUUUGGUAUCUGUUUUGAAAAGCCUCCCUGCUCCAGCUGUAUAGAACAAUUUCAAAAUACUCAGUUGUGUAGAUGGAAUUAGUGUACCUCUCUGCAUUAGUUUUUCAUGCCUCUUUAUAGGAAUAACAGAUGUAAUUGUCUCAGGUGUAUCAAAUGGGGUUGAUCUAUAUUGACCUGUAGGGAACUAAGAAAACAGAUGAGGCUUCUCUUAGGAUAGAGUUUCUCACCACAGACCAGACCUACUCAGGCUUUUCACUGCAUUGUCAGCUUGCACAUGUGAUGGCUUUCUGGGUAGAUUCAUAAUGUAGAACUGGUUUGAACAAGUCCCAUGUUACACUCUUGUGCUUAGCUCUGUUUUAAACUGACAGUUCUUGAAGCAGCUUGCUUUGCAGGAAGAUAAACUGGCACAAAAGAAAGUAAGAGUUGCUUUUGUGCAGCGUCACAUGUGGCAGUCAUUUAGGAUGAAUCAGAAGAGGUAAUGCAGCAAAGCUAAUGUUAGUACAUCAUUAUGUGUGUGCACUUGACUGUGUGAAGAACUCCUUACUCAUCUGGUGUUCUCUGAGUGAUAUGCUAAAUGUGGAGAUGAAUUACAGAAAAAUAAGUUGUUUAGGUUUUUUGCUAGGUCAUUUACUGAUGUGGGCUGAUGUUCAGGACAGGCAACUGCUUUGGCUUUACAGUGUUUUUAACCCUCCUUCCUUUUUCCACAGGCGGGAGUAAGGCAGCUUUACAUACAGAUUGAUGUUGCAGCCAUGUAAUCAGUUUCUGGAAUGGUGCUGUUGGACCAAAGUUUUCAGUACUGUACUGGUGUAGCAACACUUCUUGAGACAGAGCCUGCCUCCACCACGUCUGGAAUUGACUGAAUGGAUUUCUGCCCUUGGGCUACGGAGGAAGUUCACUUCUAAGGAGUAAAUAUUGAAUGAAUGUUAUGGACUUUGGGUCUUGGUUUUUUUUGGGGCCCCUAAACUUGUACGUUUUUGAGGGUUUUUUACUUAAUAAGAUUGUGGUACUGGAAACCCUGUCAUGUCUUCAGUAAAGCUGCUGAAACCACUGCUCAUUCCCAUAAAACCAGUGUUAUCGGCAAUUGGAAACUUGUUUUGUAGACAAUGUCACAAUGGCUGACAUGCUUCAAUAUAAUUGUAUGUUUGUACAAUUGUUUGUACUUUGCAAACUUAAUGAACCAAACCAUAUUGGGUUUUCAAAGUGCCUUUUAUAUCAGGAGAGCUAUUUGCCAGCAUAAAUAUGGAGCAUCAAAGGGUUUUACUACUUUUACAAAUAAUCUUGUAUGCAGUCUGGUUACUUACUAGCGAUGUAUGCGGGGGGUUGUGUACUUGCAUAACUGUAGAUGUUAGGCUUCCAUUAUAUUUGCAUCUUACCAGACAGGAAAAUUCUAAAUAUAAAAGACAAAGCUGUUGUGAAGAGACUUGCUUCUGAGACAAGCUGGGUAUUUUGUUGCACGUCUUGUGAAAAUUAUUUUAGUUCAAAUAUUAGAUUUAACUCCAAUUCUUAGUCUCUUCAUACUGCUGAGAGUAUUGAGAGAUUACAUGAUGUUGCUAAUGUUCAGUCACUUAAACAAUGGGCAGCUGAAGGAAAAUGCUGUUGAUGGAAGCAAUGCUUGAAGUUUUUUAUUUUCCAAAUCAUGUGGUGGAAAAAAACUAAAUCCUGAAUUGGUGAAAGGUUAAGUAUCCUUGAUUUUAAUAGGUGGCUAUCAUUUUUAUUAAAGUGAUGAAGUUCAAAUUUUGCCUUUCCAAAUAUUGAAAAUAGUUGUUUCUGGCACUUAUGCCUGAAAUGGAAAUAAGGACCACUUUUCAUGCUGUUUUAGCUUAUGCUUUUCCCAGGCUGACAAAUCUUUGACUAUUUUACUACAGCCUUGUAUGUUUUCAUAGGGGAGAAGAUUCUCAGUGCAGUAAGGGUUGUUAGAUUGGGUUUUUUUUUUUCCCAGAAACAUUCUUCUGUCAUGUAUUUACUAGCAUUUGUAAUAAUUUUAUUCAGAUAUCUGAGUGUCACUUUAAGCAAUCUGCUAUGUUUGGUAUUACAGAUGAUAGUUCCACUAUGCUGUAGUAGUUCACUUAAUAAUGGAAUACAUUUUAAGAGGACUUUUUACAAACAGAACAUGGUGAAGUAAAAAGCAAUACAGGCAUUUUUCUGAGAAAUCAUAGCUGCCACUGAUUGGUAUGGAUUUUACGUUUAUAUUGGUACCUGUCAGAGGUAAUACUAAAAUCAAGGCCCUGAGAAGUUUAAAAUGUCUGCGUAGUAAGUGCUAGGCACUAUGAAAUGACUGAAGAUUGAUUUGCAGAAAUGGUUUGUUUGCCACUGAUAUUGUUGAAUCCAUCACAGAUAUGAAGAGUUUCUCGCAUUCAUUCUAUUGUUCCUGUAUAACUCCUGAUUUCUUUUUAUGUGAAACCACAACACUUGCCAAAUUUGAUGGUGGUUCCUGAAUUUUCCAGUUGAGAUAUUGAAACAUGAAUGUUGAUUUUGUCCAGAUCUUGGGGGUGUACACUUGUGCUUGGAACUGGAAACUGGGUUUAAAAAAAAUGGCAGUACAAAGCUACCUAUAAUAUUGGUUUUAAUCUUUGCUGUCUCUUCCAGUUUUGAGAUCCUUCCAUUGCCAUUUCUCAUCCUGUUUGCUUUCCCUGGGGACACAGGUGCAGAGUGCCCUCCCAGCAGGCUGCAUGUUCUACAUCUCUUUCCUGGUGUGGCACUCUGUCAGGCUCUCUCCGUCCCACCUGGCAGAUGCUGUGCCAGGCCCAGAGUUCCUGACUGGAAGAUGGAAGUUACACGGCACAGGGUGGGUGCAGGAAUCUGCUGAGCAGAUUGGAGCGCUGCAGUUUAGGAUACUAUGUGCAUGUAUGUUCAGAGAAGGCGAUGAAAAUCCCUUGUGAUUAUAGGGUGGAGGUACUGGUCUGUACAGUGGUGCCUAUAGACUGCUGCUUGCUGGCUGCCAGCAGGACUUCCUCAUUUUUUAUGAGUUAUUAUUACUGCUAUUUGGGGCUAAAGAAGAUCAACUGAUAUCACUUUAAAGGCAAGCAGCAGAGAGAUUCAUUGCAACUGUGUUGUGAUCCAAGAGCAGGCUUUGGUUUAAGUCAUCUUUACACCAGCAUGUUUCAGGACUGACUGUUCCUGGACUAGUUGAAAUGCUGUAGUGCUGCCCAAGUUGCUGAGCUUGGCCACUAUUUUAGCUUCUGAAUGAAAAGACAACUGCUACUACUUGUUUCCAAGUGAAAACCUUGGCAGAGUGGCUGUUUGAUGGUGGUGAUGGUGUUCUUUUAAAUGUACAUCUACCAAAUUUUUAAUAUGGGAAAUGGAGUGAAAAAGUCUCUAAGCCUGUGUACAAUCACACAACAAUUUUAAUAACUUUUGGUAAUUGUUUUUGCUUAUUAUGAUUUAACUGAUUGUUGCAAGCAUAUAUACAAGUCUUGAGUUUUCUAGCCAAGCAAGACAGCACUUCAUUAUGUUUAAACAUUUAUAGUAAGAAAGGUAUCAUUUGUUUGUCAAAUGUAAUUGGGGAUAGUGUAGGGAAGUCAGAUUCAUAGCCUUUAAAGGCCUUCUGAAAAAGGAUAAACAUCACAAAAACACAGUGUAGGACAUGUUCAGUCAGUUAUUGCAGUCACAUGUAGUAUGUCAGUAAACAAGGGACAUCUGAUAUUUUUUUCACCUAAGGGGAUACUUGCUCAGGUUUUAGAUGAGUACAAACCAUGCAGUUGAAAGCAAAAGUGCAGCUUUCCUUACCCUGAGAGCCAAAGCACCAUUAUUUGUGUUUUGCUAAUUACUUAACAGUGGCUGCUUACCUAACACUUUGCUAUCGACACUUUAUUGGAGAUGCAAGGCAGGAUUUAAACAAAGACUUGUGUGAAUGGCUGACAUCCAGAGAUGGGUGAAUGUCUGCAGAUCAUGUGCUAAAACUCGGCUUACUGGGAUCCACUUCUGAAUUUUGAAUCAAGUUUUCAAAGUGUGGUUUUCUCAUGUUUCCAUGUAACUGAUAUUUACUGUGGGUUUAGGUUACUGGUCCGUGUUUGUGGGGUUUUUUUUUGGUUUUUUUUUUUUGUGAUUGAGACUUGUAACUUAAAACCCUAUUGUUCCAAAGACCAAGCCUACAAACUGCAUGAAUUUUACCACACCUACAGCAAAAUAAGAAGAUAAAACAAAUGUUACAGGGUGUCUGUAUUAAAAUGCCUCAGUGUUUUUUGGGCUACAUAACAGUGGAAGAAAACUCCUUUUAUGAAUAUGCACGGAAAGGACUGGUCCUUUAUAGGCUAAUCUGGUAAGUGUACAGCUCUGGAUAGACUGGCUCCUUCCAUCAGGAGGGCCCCUACAGAGAGCUGAGUUACUCGUUUGAUUUGCUAAGCUAAGAUGAAAAGUAAAUAAACAACUUUGCUUUUUAUGUAAUAAUGCCUACUAAAGCAAAAGUUCAGUUGCAUCAUUAGUAAAAACUGCUGACACUAGUUUUACACAAAAAUUGAAGCUGCUACUACUAAUAAAAUGGACCUUAGUGACUUAACAUUCUUGAUUUACUUUUUUUUUUAAGAUGUAAAGCUGGGUUUAAAGGUGAAGGAAAAUUAAUAGUUUCUCUUUUUAACUGUUGUAUGUGAACCUGUUCUGGGAAUGUAAACAAGAUACAAGAGGAGAGAAUCUGCUGCUGAACUGCAGUUUUCCAUCUUCUGCACAUAGUGUGCGAACAAAUUACUGUAAAGACCAUACUUUUCUUUCACAGUGCAGAUUUUCAGUUGCAUGCUUUUAUAAAAUGCAAACUCUUAUCUUUCUUCAUGACACAAGUCUUUAAAUACCAGUUCAGAGCAACAAUUUCAGUUAAUAAUUAAACCCUAUUCUGUUUUCUCCAGCAGCCAUUUGAUUGCUAUGAUUCUUGAUUAUCACAUUCCUUUAAACAGGAUUUUUUUUUCUUUAAAUAAUCUCUCUGAUCCUCAAUACAGACUCAGUAGUUAAUUCCUCCUUUACACUUCUGUGAAAAUCCUUAUCUGCAGAUUGCUGAGGUUCCCUUUUGGAUUUGUCCCCUAUUCAGGCUUUGUUGCAAUGCCCAUCCCUGUGGGGACUUCCUUGGCCAGACACUGCUAUAAUGUGAAGCAAUGCCAGCCAUGCUGGGCCUGGCAUGCGAAGAUUGAGUCUUGCUGUGUGCAAAUACUGCUCAACCUACUUGUCUGUUUCAGUGAGCCACAAAAGGUUCCUGCCUGUGUGGUAAUUUGGCUGAAAUAAUGUGUUAAAAGAGCUGGGUAUUUCACUUCCCGUGUGCAUUGGAGCCUCUCACAUGUGUGCUGGGAUCUUGUACAAGAGUCAAGUGAAUCACUACAGUAUCUUGGCUGAAGUGUGAAAUAAUGUGAAUGAAGCAAUUGCCAAAAUAAUUCCUGGUAGUAUACAGCAUAUUGCUUGCCUUUACCUUUAAAUUACAGGAAUUACUCUGAGCAGUGAGCUUCAGUUCAAUAGCAAAGUGUGUCAAAGUACCUGUGAAGGAAUCUAGCAGGUAACACAAGGCAGCUCACUAAAAUUCUGAAGACUAUGUAUGAUUUUGUUCUGGAAUGCUAAUGUUAGUAGCUUAGCCACGGCUUGUCCCAAGUGCAAUAUUAAGAAAUUUUUAAUGUAAUCUUUUCUACUUGAAUACAGUCUAUAUAAAAUGUUAAAUAUCCUAUAUUGCUGAAAAGAUAUGGGAUCAAAUUUCUUUCCAAUAAAUCUUCAGUUUAAGAAAAA
Molecule: messenger RNA, 8689 nt
Organism: Taeniopygia guttata (zebra finch)
Lineage: Eukaryota; Metazoa; Chordata; Aves; Passeriformes; Estrildidae
Source: RefSeq, a predicted model, not a curated record